AUGUGGAGAUUGCGAUCGCUUACUGGGAGCUUGUGUUCGGUGGCAGCUUUGGCUACCUCGGGCUGUGGACUGAGUUUCUUCGGGAAAAGGUUUGCACUGCAGUUUUGUUUUCAUCAAAAACAGGGUGUGAAAGGCAUAUCACGAGAUACAUGGAAUCUGUUGCUCGAUUUCUCCCUCACAAUCCAUCCGGAUUUUAGUAAUUACGAUUCGGAAGGCGCAUGGCCUGUUUUGAUUGACGAAUUUGUGGAAUAUGCAAAAAGUAAAGUGAAUAGUUAA
Molecule: messenger RNA, 276 nt
Organism: Gongylonema pulchrum
Lineage: Eukaryota; Metazoa; Nematoda; Chromadorea; Rhabditida; Gongylonematidae
Source: the annotation of a GenBank genome assembly